This is a messenger RNA of Mangifera indica (mango), 773 nucleotides long. RefSeq lists its product as uncharacterized. Gene Ontology annotation, molecular function: ureidoglycolate hydrolase activity. The record is from RefSeq and is a predicted model, not a curated record. The transcript has 3 exons. Bases 56 to 628 code for a protein of 190 amino acids. Lineage: Eukaryota; Viridiplantae; Streptophyta; Magnoliopsida; Sapindales; Anacardiaceae.
GUGGUAAACACUAUGUUGGGAACCAGAUUCUGUUUGGCUCAUCUUGCGGAAGAAAAUGGAGAACCCUGUGAAAAUAAAGAAGCAAGCAGAGGUGGUGAAACUGAAGCCAAUAGAAGCAACAAAAGAAAGCUUUGCGGAAUUUGGACAAGUGAUUGAAGCUUCACCUGAUGGCGAAGAGUUUGGCCCUCAAGACGCUCAGCUAGACCUCAGCCAUGGCUUACCAAGGUUCUACAUCAUGCGUCUGGAAGACAGACCAUUGAAGUUCUCAACAAUUACACAUCAUGCAGGUGUGACUCAGUGCCUUGGCUCAAUUGGUGGCCAUGUUUGGUAUCUAGGAGUAGCUAAGCCCUCCAUUGUUGAUUCAAAUGAAGCUAGGAGUGAUGCAGUCGUUGCGCGGUCUCACUGUGGUCAUUUCUAUGUUCCUCCUGCUGUUGAAGAUGUGCGCGUUUUUAGAAUUUCCGGCCCCAAGUUUCUUAAGCUUAACCGUGGAACCUGGCAUGCGGGACCUCUGUUUAAGGCAGACAACAUGGACUUCUACAAUUUAGAACUCAGCAAUACUAAUGUUGUGGAUCACACAACACACAAUUUCAUCAAGGAGAAUGGAGUGCUGUUUUCGAUCCAUGAGUAGAUUUAUACUAGUUUCCGUCUCUGUGUUUCAACUUUUGAAGAAGACAUUUCAUGUAUUAUGGAGGCCAGUGACUGCCUACUUAAAUAAAGCAUAUGAACACCUAAUAAAAGGAACUUGUUGCAAAAGAAUUGGAAUAAUUUGAUUA